Chroicocephalus ridibundus (black-headed gull) is the source of this 4165-nucleotide messenger RNA. It is a transcript of the gene IL12RB2, whose product is annotated as interleukin 12 receptor subunit beta 2. Lineage: Eukaryota; Metazoa; Chordata; Aves; Charadriiformes; Laridae. The coding region runs from base 564 to 3089 and encodes 841 amino acids. The record is from RefSeq and is a predicted model, not a curated record. Gene Ontology annotation, molecular function: protein binding. The transcript is spliced from 16 exons.
GAGAGGUACUGGAUCAGUGAUUUUCAACUUAGCUUUCUGUCGCCACAACAGAAGACUCUGAUCACUUGGGCCGCCCAACGGGCAUCUUCUCUUAAAUGUAUCAUCGAUGACUAAAACACCACUCAGGUUUCACUAAUGCCAGUUGAGCACAUCGCGUAACGGCUGCCGCCGUACCUUUUCCUAGGAGGAGCAGAAAAUACUCUCAGCGAGGGGCAGCAAUGAACGAGGCUCAGUAAGAACCAGGAGAUAAGAUUCCACAUAAAUUCCUAACGGCGUCCUGGUUUAAACUUCCAUGCAUCCUGGUUUUGCAGCGUGUAAAUCAAGCCAGUGCUGGGAAGCGGUGUCGUGAAAAGUGAAAAUGGAGCGUGAACUAAACGAAGACAGAGGGGAAACAAGGCAUAUACUUAAAAAGAAACUGUUGAUAUUCGGAGUUUUGUAGGGAACAGACUCGCACGGUUCACACAUUUGUCAAUGAACUUUGUCAGCUCUCUAGAGAGAAGAACAAACGUCACGCUGGGCUUUGGAAGAGAGACGGAGUGGACUGGAGGGUCAAAGGGAGAAAAAUGCUCUUUGCAUGGAUUGUGCCUACAGUACUCUGGUUGUUGGUGCACUUCACAGCAGAAGAGUGCAUUAAAGGCAACGUGACGGCUCGCGAACUUCCCCGUGGCACUGCAGAAAUAUGUGACAAAGGGAACAUGACGGCUAACCCGGCUUCUCCCGUCCGGCGGGGAACCAGCAUCACCCUCUCCUGCCAUCUCAAAGCCCAGCACUGCAGGACAGCUAUUUUCUUUAACAGCUCUGAGCUAAUUAAGAGUUACGGCAGCGCAGUAAGCACCGAGUUUCUAGUCCAGACAUACGGCAAACACACGUUUACGUGCAAAACAGUUUGUGAAUCCGGGAUAAAACUCAUUUGUGGAAUCGAGAUAGAAUCUGGAAUUCCUCCAGAUGAGCCAAGAAAUGUGUCGUGUAUCCAGCAUGGGACAGACGGCCAUCCCACCUGCACCUGGGAUAAAGGAAGGCUCACCCACAUCAGCACUACGUAUGUAAUACAGCUAUCGAAUGGGACGGAUGUCUUCUGUGUUUCAGAAGAAGGUUUGAGUAAGGGGUUUGGCUCGUUGGCUCUGAGCAAGCUGAAUUUUGACUCUACUUACACCCUUGUGGUUGCCGCCUCCAACAAACUAGGAAGUGCUUUCUCGCAACCGCUCGUGUUCAUGUUAAUAGACAUAGUGAAACCACAUCCUCCCAACUUUUCGGUGGCAUUUGGAGAUUCGGCGACCAACUGCACCCUUUUCUGGGACGCCGAAGCUGGGGCGCAGCACUGCAGGCUGAGAUACCGCCCGCUCAGCAGGCACAGCUGGAGCACGGUUGAAAGCUUAAGCAGUGAGAAAUGCGCUCUUCAUGGUCUGAAGCCUCACACAGCCUACGAGUUCCAGGUCAGCUGUAAAAUUCACCCCGAGCGAGGACUGUGGAGCAACUGGCGGACCUACCAGACCCGGACUCCAGAAGCAGCACCCACCGGGCUCCUGGACAUCUGGUACCGGCAGCAGGACGUGGACUCCCAGAGGCAGAACAUCUCUCUUUUUUGGAAGGCUUUGAACAAGUCGGAGGCGAGAGGGAAAAUCCUCCGGUACAGAGUGACCUUCGAAGCCCUGGGCCAGCGGAGCCCCCCGGCAGAAGCCCACCUCACCCACCAAACCAGCUACGCCCGAGUCACGCCGAGGGUGGGCUACAAGAUCACGGUCACCGCUGAGAACUCAAGGGGCAGGUCCCCCCCCACAUCCAUCGUGACCAACCUGGACACCCAGGAUCUACCUGCUCCUCAGGAGGUCUCCGCCGUGGCCAUGGGGAACAGCAGCAUCCUGGUCAGCUGGAAGCCGCCCGCGGGCCCGGCGUCGGCGUCGCUCGGGGGGUACGUGGUGGAGUGGGCAGAGCCGGGGAGGGACGGGCACCGGGAGCCCCGUCCCGCCUGGGUGAAGCUGCCGCCGUCCAACCUGUCCACGGUCAUCGCAGAGCACAUAAAAGAUAACGUGUGCUACCAGAUCAGCGUGUUUGCUCUCUAUCGGGGCAGAGCUGGACAAGGGGCAUCCGUUAGGGGAGACUCAAGAGCAGAAGCGCCGUCGGCUGGGCCCCAGGUGUACGCCACACCGCGGGCAAACGGCAUCUUGGUUUCAUGGGAGGCGAUCCCUGCCCGCCACCAAAGGGGCUGCAUCACGGGGUACCGUAUAUACCUGCAGGACAAGGAGAGGGAGGGAGCCCCAGCCGUCUACGCCAUGUCCACCUCCAACGCCAGCGCCCAGCGCUCGCUGCUCAUCGCCCACCUGCAGCCCGGGCAGGACUACACGCUGUGGGGCACGGCCUCCACCGCCGCCGGAGAGGGGCCCCGGGGCAACAGCGAGCUCCUCCGCUUGGAAGGUGCUGGGGACUGGCUGACUGUUGUGCUCACCUGCAGCUUCUUCCUCCUCUCAGCCUGCGUUUGCUCCGCGCCGCCGGCAAGGAAAGCGUUGCACUCGCUCCUCUCCGCGCUUGUGCCGCAGUGGCAGAGCAAAGCCAUUCCCGACCCCGCCAACGCCACGUGGGCCAAGAACUACGUGUCUGUGAAGGCCGAGCUGAGCUCGCCCUCCAGCCUGUUCCCGCCCUGCACUGCCAGCUUUGAAGAGCCCGAAACAAGCCAAGUAGAGGAAGCCUUUGUGAAGAGAGACCCCCCGGCCCUCGGGGACCAGCUCCCCUCGGGCAGCACUGGCCACCAGGGAACCAGCCACUGGCCGCUGGCGAGCGGCUCUGGGCAGGAGCCGGAGUACGAGGCGCUGCCCGGCCCGGCCGACGGAGACCCGUAUGAGCAACCGCUCCCCGACCUCUACCAGAGGAUAGCGGUGGAGGUGACGGAGCACGCACAGACCGUUUCCGAGUACAUCGCCAACCCCAUCACCACGUACCCACCACCGGUUCCGGGCACUGCCGGGGACCACCCCGAACUGGAGUGCAAUCCGCUCCCCAUCUUCCCGAUGGCUCUUCUGAUGCCCGUCCUUUCCUACGAAGGGAACCUUACUCUGGAUGCUGUGAAAAUAAACCGCGGCUCUUUCACGAGGUAGGGGGACAGGGCGACAUAAGCCCGGCCUGAUUUUUUGCGCUUUCCUGAAGUAUUUCAGCAUGCUUCAGUUGAGCCAGUGACACCUUUAAGAGAUAAAAAACACCCAACCGGCCAAGCCUUCCACCGCCGCGAGUCACAGCGUGCUGUACCACACAGCAGCUCGUCAAUCCCGCGCGCCCAGGUGGAGUUGAAGACAGAAGAUGAGGAAUGCCGGGGCCGCAGGAACGCGCUGCCUUUUGGAGAGGUUCAUUAGUUACUCGGAUGCUUUCACACAGCCUGGGCUGCCUCAGUCCUGGCUCCGUCCACCCCAGGAACCCGAGAUGUUACUCCAGGGUCAGACCUCGGCGUGGCAGCCCCAGCAGGACCCCGGGUGCAGCCUUUGCUCCUCCAGAUGUGCACAGCUGUUGGCCAUAGAGCACAGGGACAUCAGUAGCCACCGGUGCUGAGUUUCACGGGUGGCAUUCCACGCUGCAGCCCCCAGGUCGCAUUGUCCCCAGCGACGCCGGCGCUCCAGCCCGCGUGGGCACCGAGGGACAGGGCCGGCAGCUCGGCCGGGGCCAGGGUGUCGUCCUGGAUCAGGUCAGGGGAGGAGAAAUCCCCACCAGAAAUCAAAGGACCCGGCAGCGCACGGAGGCAGUGAAGUCAAAUAGGCUGGUGGGAAGAAUUUAAAUCAUUUAUUGAAGUAUUCUAAUUACAGGUCUGAAGUAUGUGUUACACAUUUAAUGACUUUGUUUACUAUAUGUGUGUAGAGAUAAAUAAAAGUGUUGGAAACCUGAAAUUUGUUUCCUGUUGUUUCCUCCCGUCAAGCUCAAGCGCUACACUGCAGCUAGAGGCAGAAUGAAGUGUCUUUAAAAAAAAUAAAAGCUGAAGUGUUGCUGCCAGAGAUGAGGUAAUCCGGAUCUCAACUUACCUGGAGCAUCCUCCUCCUCCUCCUCCUGCCCAGGACCAGGCGGCUGCUCUCCACGCGCAGCUGUUGGGCAGUGGUGUUAAGCUGGUGAUGAAACCCUCCUGUGGUACCAACCACCACCUCGGGGCUCCGCCGCGAAGAGCUGCUGCCCAACGCGGCGAGGAGACGGC